This is a messenger RNA of Penicillium oxalicum, 1104 nucleotides long. Its product is annotated as glycoside hydrolase family 88/105 protein. The record is from RefSeq and is a predicted model, not a curated record. The coding region runs from base 1 to 1104 and encodes 367 amino acids. Gene Ontology annotation, biological process: carbohydrate metabolic process. The transcript has a single exon. NCBI's taxonomy places the organism in Eukaryota, Fungi, Ascomycota, Eurotiomycetes, Eurotiales, Aspergillaceae.
AUGUCGUCCGCCCGUCCCUCCGCUCCCGAGGUCCACAAGACAGUCAACUUGCUCAUCGACAAUCUGGUCAACAUCAAAGAUGAGAGCGGCAAAUUUCUCCUUCAUUUGGCCGACGGUCGCAUCAUCGACACCAAGUCCUGGCAAGGCUGGGAGUGGACACAUGGAAUUGGACUGUAUGGUCUGUGGAAAUACUACGAAUUAACCGGCGAUGAACGACUCAUCAAGAUUAUGGAAGACUGGUUUGCCGCACGCUUUGCGGAAGGCGGAACCACGAAGAAUAUCAACACCAUGGCGGUGUUCUUGACGCUCGCCUAUCUCUACGAGAAAACGAGGAAUCCAACCUAUCUGCCUUGGUUGGAUACGUGGGCCGAAUGGGCCAUGUAUGAAUUGCCUCGCACCCGCUACGGCGGGAUGCAGCACAUCACAUACAAUCGGGAACACUACCAACAACUAUGGGACGACACUCUGAUGAUGACGGUGAUGCCCCUGGCCAAGAUCGGAAAGUUGUUGAAUCGGCCCGAGUACAUCUCCGAGGCGCGAAGACAGUUCCUCGUGCACAUCAAAUACCUAUUCGACCCCAAGACUGGCUUCUUCUUCCAUGGAUGGACCUUUGAGGAAGGGGGCCACAACUUUGCGUCCGCUCGUUGGGCGCGGGGGAAUAGCUGGGUGACCAUUGUGAUUCCCGAAAUCAUUGAAUUGCUAGACUUGGAUGGCAACGAUCCGAUCAGACUGCAUCUGAUUGACACUCUAGAUGCGCAAUGUCGCGCUCUCCAGCGCGUGCAAUCCGAGUCAGGUGCCUGGCACACGCUUUUGGAUCACCCAGAUUCCUACCUGGAGGCUUCCGCGACCGCUGGAUUUGCCUAUGGCAUCUUGAAGGCUGUGCGCAAACGGUACAUUAGCGCUGAGUUCCGUCCCGUGGCGGAGAAGGCCAUUGCGGCGGUGAUCAAGGAUGUCGAUCCUCAGGGUGAACUUCUCAACACCAGUUUCGGCACCGGUAUGGGUGACAAUCUGCAGUUCUACAAGGACAUCCCCUUAACCUCGAUGCCAUACGGGCAGGCGAUGGCAAUUAUGGCGCUGGGCGAAUAUCUGCGCACAUACCUGUGA